This is a messenger RNA of Lactuca saligna, 2487 nucleotides long. NCBI's taxonomy places the organism in Eukaryota, Viridiplantae, Streptophyta, Magnoliopsida, Asterales, Asteraceae. The record is from the annotation of a GenBank genome assembly.
UUUGUAAAUCAUUGCUAUUAUCCUUAAUUUGUUAUUUUCUUAAAAUCAUGGACUAUUAAUGGAAAUUUGUCUACAAAAUAAAAUAAAAUAAAAUAAGAAUGAGGGCCAUAUUUAUACCUUACUCUGAUGUACCCUGUCUCCUCUUCUUUAAACCCUAGACCCUAAUUCUCUGCCUCUUUCACCACCUCCUCCAUAAGCGGCUGCAACUCGUUGGAGGAUAAUCUGAAAGAAUCAAGAGAAUGUUAGUGCUUUUUGAAACCCCCGCGGGUUUUGCCCUUUUUAAAGUAUUGGAUGAAGGAAAGCUCUCAAAAGUUGAUGAUCUGUGGAAGGACUUCUCAUCUGCGGAUGCAGCCAGACAGGUGGUAAAGCUAAAAGCCUUUUCCAAGUUUGAAAACACAUCAGAAGCACUCUCAGCAGCUACCCUGUUAAUCGACAGCAAGCCCAGCAAAGGUCUGCGCAAGUUCUUGCGUUCUCAUUGUGAUGGCGAGACAUUGGCUGUUGCAGACUCCAAACUUGGAAACGCCAUCAAGGAAAAACUACAAAUCGAAUGUGUUCACAACCACACUGUCAUGGAACUUAUGAGAGGAGUCAGAAGUCAAUUGACAGAACUCAUAACCGGUUUAGGCGCACAAGAUUUAGCCCCAAUGAGCUUGGGUUUAUCUCACAGUUUGUCUAGAUACAAACUUAAGUUCAGCCCAGAUAAAGUGGACACCAUGAUCAUUCAAGCUAUUGGCUUGUUAGAUGAUCUUGAUAAAGAGCUCAACACUUAUGCAAUGAGGGUGCGUGAAUGGUAUGGAUGGCAUUUUCCAGAACUUGCUAAAAUCGUACAAGACAAUAUCUUAUAUGCAAAGGCAGUCAAACUCAUGGGUUAUCGCACAAAUGCUGCAAAACUUGAUUUCUCUGAGAUACUACAAGAAGAGGUGGAGACAGAACUAAAAGAGGCAGCUGUAGUUUCCAUGGGAACUGAAGUGAGUGACCUUGACUUGGUCAACAUCAAGGACUUAUGUGACCAAGUGUUGUCUCUUUCAGAAUACAGAGCUCAACUUUAUGAUUAUUUGAAAAGCAGGAUGAAUACAAUUGCCCCUAAUUUAACUGCCAUUGUUGGAGAGCUUGUUGGAGCUCGAUUGAUUGCUCAUGGUGGUAGUUUGUUGAAUCUUGCAAAACAGCCUGGAAGUACAGUUCAGAUUCUUGGAGCUGAAAAGGCUCUUUUUAGGGCUUUGAAGACAAAACAUGCAACACCUAAAUAUGGUCUUAUUUAUCAUGCAAGUUUAAUAGGUCAAGCUGCACCAAAACAUAAGGGAAAGAUUUCACGUUCUCUUGCUGCUAAAACAGCUUUAGCAAUUCGAUAUGAUGCUCUUGGAGAUAGUCAAGAUAAUUCUAUGGGAAUGGAGAAUCGUCUCAAGCUUGAAGCAAGAUUGAGGAGUCUUGAAGGGCGAGAACUUGGGAAGUCUGCUGGAUCAACGAAAGGGAAGCCUAAGAUUGAGGUUUAUAAUAAGGAUCUCAAGAAAGGAGAUGGAGCUAUGAUCACUCCUGCAAAGACUUAUAAUGUGGCAGCAGAUUCUGUUCUUGGGAGGAUGGAAGCAGAGGCUGAGGAAGAUGAAGAGAUGGUGGCAGCCAUUGAUGAGGGAAAGAAAGAUAAAAAGAAGAAGAAAAAGAAGGAGGGUGUUGAAGAUGAGGUGGAGGGGAGUGAUGGAAAGAAAGAGAAAAAGAAGAAGAAAAAGAAGGGUGGUGAAGAUGAGGAAGUGGUGGUGGUGGUGAAUGAGGAAGAUGGUGAUAAAAAGAAAGAUAAAAAGAAAAAGAAAAAGAAAGAUGGUGAUGAUGAAGUGGAGAAGGAAGAGGAGGAGAAUGUUGAGAGCUCCGGCUGUCGCACACCUCACUGCAAUAUGAAGGUUAUCGCCGCAUAUUUGUUGGCCUUGUUGGGAGGUAACACAUCUCCAUCCGCUGAAGAUUUGAAGAAAAUCCUCGGUUCAGUUGGAGCUGAUGCUGAUGAAGAUAGAAUUGAAUUACUCUUGUCGGAGGUUAAGGGUAAAGAUAUCACCGAAUUGAUUGCAUCUGGAAGGGAGAAGUUGGCUUCAGUUCCUUCAGGUGGUGGUGGUGGUGUUGCAGUUGCCGCCACAGGUGGUGGUGGUGCUGCACCCGCCGCAGCUGCUGCAGCUGAGCCAAAGAAAGAGGAGAAAGUUGUAGAGAAAGAAGAGUCCGAUGAUGAUAUGGGAUUCAGUUUGUUUGACUGAGGAUGGUAUGAAGCAUGUUCUUUUGUGGUUUUUGGAUAUGAUUUUUUUGGUAGUGUUUUGUUAGUGUCAUCUUCAAAUGAAGAAUUUUGUAAGACCUUGCAAAAGUUUCUUUUUAGUUUUUAUACAUCAAAUGUUUUUUAAAAUAGUUUUAUAUGAUCUUUACUUUUGUUAAUUUGGAUGAUAAUGUUUAAUUAAGUCUACAAACAUUUAUGUAAGAAAGAACACAUUGUAUAAAAUAAGGAGACUUUAGUCUAUA